Messenger RNA from Tarenaya hassleriana, 2550 nucleotides. Its product is annotated as putative cyclic nucleotide-gated ion channel 13. Gene Ontology annotation, cellular component: membrane. Bases 221 to 2368 code for a protein of 715 amino acids. The record is from RefSeq and is a predicted model, not a curated record. The transcript has 9 exons. Gene Ontology annotation, biological process: monoatomic ion transport; transmembrane transport. NCBI's taxonomy places the organism in Eukaryota, Viridiplantae, Streptophyta, Magnoliopsida, Brassicales, Cleomaceae. Gene Ontology annotation, molecular function: monoatomic ion channel activity; protein binding.
AUUUCUGUUGUUUUCGCUUGGUUCUUCAGCAUCAGCUCCUUCUCGGCGUCCAUAUCUCUGUAGCCUUUGUGUUUUCUGUGUUCUUCGGUUCUUCUUUACACGUUCAACCAGAAUUUCUGGUGACUAGGAAGAAGCAGGUUAGGGACGAAGGUCGUAAAGGUUUCAAUGGAUUCAUCUCUAAGAGGGAAAAAAGUCAAGUCAAAUAUCCAAGUCCUCGCUGAUGGAUCUAGGCCCCGAUAAUCGUGUGAGGUUUCAAGAUUGGAGGUCAGCCAAACCUUUCUACAUAGAGGAUGGGUAUGAAAGAAAAGCAAGACCUUCAUUCAGUGCUGUCCUGAAGAGUUUUCAGAGGGGAUUUGAGAAAAGCUCAGAGACAAUCAGGUCCUUCAAGAAACCUUUAAGUUUCCGGUCACGUAGGAAUGAUCAGAAGAAAGAAAGCCAUACCAAGAAGAACAUCCAUGACCCGCAGGGUUCGUUUUUGCAGAAUUGGAACAAAAUCUUUCUCUUCGCUUGCGUGAUUGCUUUGGCCAUCGACCCGAUAUUUUUCUACGUUCCCGUUGUUGAUGGUGAAAAGCUCUGCCUUGAUCUGGACUCAAAGUUGGAGAGAGCCGCCUGUGUGUUACGCUCGUUGGUCGAUGCUUUCUACGUGAUUCAUAUAGUAUUUCAGUUCAGGACAGCGUAUAUUUCUCCUUUUUCUCGGAUUUUUGGAAGGGGCGAGUUGGUGGAUGAUCCUAAAGCCAUAGCCAUCAAGUACAUUUUGUCAUAUUUCAUCAUCGACAUACUCUCCAUCCUUCCUCUCCCGCAGCUAGUACUGUUAGUUAUUAUCCCCAAUGUCAAUCGGCCAGUGUCGUUGAUUACAAAGGACUACCUGAAAUCGGUCAUAUUUGCUCAGUAUGUGCCUCGGAUCAUCCGUAUUUAUCCGCUUUACAGCGAAGUGAAAAGAACUUCUGGCUUAUUUACUGAAACAGCAUGGGCUGGAGCAGCUUGGAACCUCUUCCUCUACAUGUUAGCCAGUCAUGUGUUUGGAGCACUGUGGUUCUUGAUCUCUAUAGAACGAGAGGACAGAUGCUGGCGAGAAGAGUGCGGAAAGAGAGAAGGCGAGUGUCAGUUCAAAAAUCUGUACUGUGAUGAUGCUCACAGGAUGAGCAAUGAUUUCCUGAAGAAUUCUUGCCCAUUUAUCAAUCCCGGCGACAUAACAAAUUCCACAGUCUUCAACUUUGGUAUCUUCAAUGAUGCUUUGAAAAGUGGCAUCGUGGAAUCGCGGGAUUUCUGGAAGAAAUUUUUCUACUGCUUCUGGUGGGGUCUAAGAAGUCUGAGUUCUUUGGGCCAGAAUCUCCAAACGAGCAAAUUCGUGGGGGAGAUAAUCUUUGUCCUGUUAAUUUGCGUAUCCGGGCUGGUCUUAUUUGCACUUCUUAUCGGCAAUAUGCAGAAAUACUUGGAAUCAACUACGGUUAGGGAAGAGGAGAUGAGAGUGAGAAAGAGAGAUGCAGAGCAAUGGAUGUCACACCGUUUGCUGCCGGAGGACCUGAGGAAACGUGUAAGGAAGUACGAACAAUACAAGUGGCAAGAAACUAGAGGAGUCGAGGAAGAAACCCUUUUGAGAAAUCUCCCUAAAGACCUCAAGAGAGACAUCAAACGCCAUCUCUGCCUCGAUCUCCUCAAGAAAGUACCAAUGUUUGAAAUAAUGGACGAACAGCUACUAGACGCAGUCUGCGACAGGCUUAAACCAGUGCUCUACACUGAGAACAGCUACGUAAUAAGGGAAGGAGACCCAGUGGAGGAGAUGAUGUUUGUGAUGAGGGGAAAACUGAUGAGUGCGACAACCAACGGGGGAAGAACGGGUUUCUUCAACGCGGUAUAUCUGAAAGCGAGCGAUUUCUGUGGGGAAGAUCUGCUGACAUGGGCAUUGGAUCCACAGUCAUCAUCACAUUAUCCGAUAUCGACGAGAACGGUACAAGCUUUGACGGAAGUAGAAGCCUUUGCACUCGCGGCCGAGGAUCUAAAGUUUGUGGCUUCGCAGUUCAGACGCCUUCACAGCAAGCAGCUCCAGCACACAUUCAGGUUCUACUCGGUGCAGUGGAGGACGUGGGGGGCAUGUUUCAUACAGGCGGCGUGGAGGAGACAUUGUCGAAGGAAGCUGGCCAGGUCGUUGCGUGAGGAAGAAGAGAAACUGAGAGACGCUCUCGGCCGUGACCAUGGCCAUGGACAGGAACCGAGGUUGAGCUUGAGAGCGGCGGUCUAUGCGUCACGCUUCGCUACGAAUGCACUUAGAAACCUAAGGCACAACAAUAUGAACCUGCCUCGCUACACCCUCCCUUUCCUCCCUCAGAAACCCACUGACCCCGACUUCUCUUCCCUUUCCAUCCCUUAGCUUACUCCACCUUCUUAUAUAUGUGGAUCGUUAUUCGUUUUCAUCCUUGUGUUUUUUACUUUUACUGUAAAUAAGUAAAUUACUGCGAGGAUAGUGUGUGUGUGUUUUGCAUUGUGGAAAUAGAAGGUUUUGUCCAUAUGUACAAUCAUUCGUUUUCAUUAUCUUCAAUUUUACGUUGAAUA